AUGGCCGCUUCCACCAACAGCUUCUUCAUCCUCAUUGCUCUUAUCAUAACAUCAGCAAUGGUCGAGGCCCGAACACUCUUGGAUCCGUCGGCUGCCUCCCCAGCGGCUAGCCUUGCCGCACGGCUGAAGCUGGAGGCCGGGCCGUCGACCUGUUGGGACUCACUGUUUGAGCUGCAAGCUUGUAGUGGGGAGGUUAUAACGUUCUUCCUCAGUGGUGAGACGUACUUAGGGCAUGGAUGCUGCCAAGCCAUUAAGAAGGUGUUAGGGCAAGAUUGCUGGCCUAAUAUUAUGAGCUCUCUAGGGUUUACCAAUGAAGAAGGUGAUAUACUUGAAGGGUAUUGCGAUGAGUCUCUUCAUAAUUCUCCUCCUUCUCUACUGGUUGAUCCAAAAGUGCGUGCUCUGUAG
Molecule: messenger RNA, 405 nt
Organism: Neltuma alba
Lineage: Eukaryota; Viridiplantae; Streptophyta; Magnoliopsida; Fabales; Fabaceae
Product: egg cell-secreted protein 1.1-like
Exons: 1
Coding region: 1-405 (134 amino acids)
Biological process (GO): double fertilization forming a zygote and endosperm
Source: RefSeq, a predicted model, not a curated record